AUGGCUGAGGACCCACAAGAUGUUGCCGAUCGCGAGCGCAUUUUCAAACAUUGUGAUGCAAACGGUGAUGGGAAGGUGUCGGCCAGUGAGCUUGGAGAGGCCCUAAAGGCCUUAGGGUCUGUGAAUGAUGAGGAGGUCAAGCGGAUGAUGGCCGAGCUCGACACUGAUGGAGAUGGCUUCGUCUCAUACGAGGAAUUCACUGAGUUCGCACGGGCCAAUAGAGGCUUAGUCAAGGAUGUUGCAAAGAUAUUCUAG
This is a messenger RNA of Striga hermonthica, 255 nucleotides long. NCBI's taxonomy places the organism in Eukaryota, Viridiplantae, Streptophyta, Magnoliopsida, Lamiales, Orobanchaceae. The record is from the annotation of a GenBank genome assembly.